AGCAACUCCACUACAUUACUCAUCUCCCCAAAUUUCUCAAACUUAAAAUUACCAAAUUAAAAUUAUAAAUUUAAAAUAUUAAAAUUCUCAAAUCAAUAAAUUAUUAAAUUAAUAGAAUUAAAUUAAAUUAAUAGAAUAUUUGUAAUGUAGAUGAAAUUAUGAGGAUAUACGUGGUAUUGGAGGAUAGUGAUUUACGUAAUACGAGGGAGUCCAGACUAGACAUUUUACAUCAGUCCCUGCUAAUACUCCAAGAUUCCAUUCUCAACAAGGAGUUGUGUUUGAAGGUGUAUAUAAGAACGGUGGAUAAUGAGUUGAUAGAUGUGAAUCCUGCGUUUUCGGUUCCGAGGACUCUUGAGUUAUUUGAGGUUCUCAUUCAAUCUCUCGUCACUAAUCGCAAAGUCAAAUCCACUAAUAAUAACAUACUACUACAGAUGUUGAAGAAUGAUUGGGAUAGUGUGAAGCCUGUGGAUGGUUAUAGUGUUGGUUUAUCUACGCUGGGACGUUACGAGAGUUUAAAGUGUUUUAUAUCCAAGUUUGACUUUAAACGGCCACUGAUUGUGCAUAUCGGAACUACUUCCCAUAAGCACUCCAAAGGUACCACCGAAAACGUCGACGACGUUAUUAAAAUCUCACCACACUCACUCACCGCCGCUCACUGCAUCUCCAAACUUCUCACAGAACUCACUCUCAUAUAACUAUUCAACACUAUUUUAUCAACAAUUUUAUCAACAAUUUUACAAAAUUUAAUUGUAAAAAAUUGGUUUAAAAAAAUAAAUGCCAAAGUUGAUCGGGCUACGAUUUACCGAGGAAAAUAAUCUCCAAUUCUGCUGCAGUUGCAAAAAGAUAAGAUUAUUGGGUGGUUAGUGGAUGAGUGAUUUGACCUUGUUGAGUAAUCUCGAGAAUAGUGACGGUUUCUUUAGUUUCUUAACGGUUUUUUGUGCGCCAAGAGGCUUGUCAACAGGUUUCCUCAUAGGCUCCUUCAAUCCCCUCGGCGUUCUCUGCACAUUCUCACGUACAUUUUCUCGUACAUUCAAUUCUUUGGGUAGAUUCAUUUGUUUGGGUACAUUAAUUUCCUUGGGUAGAUUCAUUUGAAGGUUCAUAUUCUCCCGUAGAUUCAUGUGUUUGGGUGGAUUAUCUUUAUUGAAGGCUGCGAUUUGGGAGUGUCUCGUACGUUCGUUUAGUAAUUUCCCCAACUCCUCACCACGAGUCGAUCUCACCGAACGAGUACUCGAAAUACUCGACCUCCUCGACGAAUUCCUCGAUCCCACCCUCUACACAUUUUCAUCCACAAUCAAUAAUAUAACAUAGUUAAUAUAA
Messenger RNA from Theileria parva strain Muguga, 1317 nucleotides. RefSeq names its product EMG1/NEP1 methyltransferase family protein (gene NEP1). Bases 159 to 695 code for a protein of 178 amino acids. Gene Ontology annotation, biological process: rRNA base methylation. The transcript is spliced from 5 exons. Gene Ontology annotation, cellular component: small-subunit processome; nucleolus. Gene Ontology annotation, molecular function: rRNA binding; rRNA (pseudouridine) methyltransferase activity. The record is from RefSeq and is a predicted model, not a curated record. NCBI's taxonomy places the organism in Eukaryota, Apicomplexa, Aconoidasida, Piroplasmida, Theileriidae.